Dentiscutata heterogama is the source of this 289-nucleotide messenger RNA. NCBI's taxonomy places the organism in Eukaryota, Fungi, Glomeromycota, Glomeromycetes, Diversisporales, Gigasporaceae. The record is from the annotation of a GenBank genome assembly.
AUGCUUUUUGGUGAAUUUUCAAAAUGGUAUGAUUUUAUGAAUGAACAGGAUACAGCUGAUACGGACGACGAAAUGGAUAUGGUUGACGAAAUGGAUAUGUUUGAUGAAUCAGAAGAAUUAGAUGAGAAAUCAGAAAUAAGUAAUAAAUUUUGGGAAGCAGAUGAAAUAAUUAAACAACUACCAAUAGCAACACAAAAAAAUUUAGAUAGCGUAUAUACAAGCCAGUUUAUUGACGUUGAAGAAAUUUCACGACGAUUUAGCGCAGAAGUUAAAUCGGGCAACAUUGCUG